Messenger RNA from Acanthoscelides obtectus, 207 nucleotides. The record is from the annotation of a GenBank genome assembly. NCBI's taxonomy places the organism in Eukaryota, Metazoa, Arthropoda, Insecta, Coleoptera, Chrysomelidae.
AUGUCGGAUGAUAUCCUUCGAGAGAUUAAGGAAUGCAGUAGCAAGUAUGUUGAUGAAAAUGCAGACCAAGUAGAGAUAAAGGAAAGGGAAGCGCUAGUUAAUUGCGUAGUAAAAUCAGGACAAAACUAUCUCGCCUUGGGCAAAGCAAUCACAGUUUUGGAUUUGGAUACCUGCAUGAAAAAGGAUGUACCCAAUGCUGCAUCGUAA